Messenger RNA from Gambusia affinis (western mosquitofish), 2778 nucleotides. RefSeq names its product alpha tubulin acetyltransferase 1 (gene atat1). The transcript has 12 exons. Gene Ontology annotation, molecular function: tubulin N-acetyltransferase activity. Gene Ontology annotation, biological process: alpha-tubulin acetylation. The coding region runs from base 278 to 1558 and encodes 426 amino acids. Gene Ontology annotation, cellular component: microtubule. The record is from RefSeq and is a predicted model, not a curated record. Lineage: Eukaryota; Metazoa; Chordata; Actinopteri; Cyprinodontiformes; Poeciliidae.
GUAAUACUGGGAGUGACGGUGUGCCUUAGCGACACAAUGAAGUAGCGGUGUAAAUAACCCCUGUAGAGGAAACAACAUUAUUUAGUUUCUUGUAGAGUUAGAAAUUACAAUCUUGAACGGUUGUGUUGUUUCAGUUUCGACACGUUAAGCGGUGAAUAUCUUUGAAGUAACUCGCUAAAUUGUUUAGUGGUUGCUUAGUGAGACUGAAACCUCUCAGCUAGCUAACCUCCUUCAGCCUUGCACUCUCGUAUAUCACAGCUAUCAGCAAGUCUGCGCCAUGGAGUUUCCUUUUGACAUUAAUCAGUUAUUCUCUGAGAGGAUCUCCAUUCUGGACCAGAAUCUUGUUGCAAGUCGCCAAUCUAAAGAAAAGCCAGAUCUUCGGGUCAAAAUUGCAACAGUUCUUGAUGAACUUGGGAAAGCCUCAGCAAAGGCACAAGACCUCCCAGCUCCUAUAACAAGUGCUUCCAAGCUGCAGUUCCAGAAGCAUCAACUGUACCUGAUGAAGGAUGGAGAGAGCAGCCGAGGACGGGGUGUGGUUGUGGGAUUUCUGAAGGUUGGCUACAAGAAGUUAUUUCUGCUUGAUCGAAAUGGUGUGCACAUCGAAGUAGAGCCACUGUGUGUUUUGGAUUUCUACAUUGCAGAAAACUUACAGCGACAUGGCUAUGGGCUAGAACUAUUCAAUUUUAUGUUACAGCAUCAGAACGUGGAGCCAGUGUUGUUGGCAUAUGACAGACCGUCCACCAAAUUGCUGGCAUUCCUGGCUAAGCAUUACAAUCUAAGGCAGAGCGUUCCUCAGGUCAAUAACUUUGUUGCCUUUGAGGACUUCUUCUACAAAAGAGCAGUGUCCCAGUUGAGAAGAGUAAAAAAGCCUGAUGGAGAGAUUAAGCCUUAUUCUUUAAUGGAAAGAGAAGCGGUACGCCAAGAGCAGAGGUCACUUCCUUGGCCAUUUGCUGCUCCCCAGUCUCCUCACCACUCAGUAUCUUCCCAGUGCUCCCAGUCUCCCAGUGCUGGCUCCUCUCCCAGGAGGGUGCUUCCAUGUGUCACACAUCCAGCGUUUGCUGGAGACAGCAGGGAGCAGAGCCCUCAUUCACCUCUGAUGGACUGUUGCAGGACAAGACGUAGCAAUAGCGAAAAGGGUUUAGUUGCCAGAUCCAGCCUGUACAGUCGACACAUGGGCAUCAGACAUGCUGGACUCCUGGACAGAAACUCAGGUCGGACACCAAUGGGAGAUCAGACAUGUGCACUGGGCUGGAAAAACGAACACAGAGCCCAGCCUGGCCUGCCAGCGCCACCUGGACCCCGGAGUGAUGAUGUUUACAGCCUGACUACCACAGAUGGCACAAAGAAGCACCUGGAUUCAGCCGCCGAGUCCCAUGCAACAUCAGACGAGACUAAAGUGUUGGACAAUAAACAGAGCUCAUCUAAAGGCAACCACAAACUUCUAGAGAAAGAUAACACCAGAAAACAGCCAGACUGGUCAUGGGCAGUGGGAGGAAACUACUCCACUGCACAGUGGGUCAAGCAGAAUCAAGUUUACAGAAGCACCCGCCCUUGGUGAUCAGGAACAUCUAACAUGGAUGACCAAGAUAAACGCAGUAACCAUACAUGGAUGAGCCGGACUGUGGUAUUAAAUCAAGCAGAUUGUUCCAAACCAAUGUUUCUGAGUCGGUUGUUGAGUGUGGAGUGCAGGUUUUAAUUAACCCUGUGACAACUGAACAGCCACACUUCAGUGAAGCCAAAAUACUUGAGUCAGAUGUUUGUUGUUUUUGGAACUCCACAGUUUCCAAUAACUUGUGACAUCAAGGGCAAAAAUGCACUAAAUCCACUGGUCAGUGGUGCCACGUUAGGGUUCCAUGGUAGCACACUUAGUAGCCCUGUUGCUUAGGAGCAAGAAGGUCCUGAGUUCAAAUCCCUGCUUUUCUUUCUGCAUGGAGUUUGCAUGUUCUCCUCUUACAUGUGUGGGUUCUCUCCGGGUACCCCGGUUUCCUCCCACAGUUCAUAAACAGAACCAGUAUGCUGGAAUAGAAAACUCUUUAUUGAAUUAAUGUGUACCAGCAGCAAGCUAAAGGUAAAUAGAAGUAUGCCAAUUCACACUUCUACUGGCACACUUCUUCUGAUUUAAAAAAAAAUUAAUUUAUGAUUUACACUAACUGCUGCUUCUGAAUUCUCUGUAACUGUGAAUUUGGGUGUGUAUGAUUAUAUGCCUGUGAUGUGGUCAGGUAGCACCAGUCUGUCACUGUGUGUAAUAAUUAGUGAAUGAUUCAGGUGUGAAGUCCUUUGGAAUUAUCACUUUACUUUCGCCUCAUGCCAGUAACCCCUGACCUCUGGAUGGUACCUCAUCAGCUAGUGUUAAAGUAAACAGCUUUCUCCAAUGCUUUGGAGUCAGUGAGUCAGGUAUAGUUGGUAAAUCUUUAUUAGGAUUGUUAGUGUGAAUUUGAUUCCCAAUUCUUUUCGUUAUUAAUACAAAACCGCAAUAUUUGUAUUGUUAGGUUCCAGUAAAGAGUGAGACGUGAUGAUGACAAUGAAACAAGCCAAACCUGUAUCUAUCAGCAACACGUCAUAAUGACAACCAUCCUUUGUUCUGGGUGAACUCACCCUGUAACUUUACUUUCGAAGUAUGAAGAACUGCUGCUUAUCUCCUGUCAACAUCUGGCUGUCUAUACUUGCAGCACUUUACUGAUGCAUUUCUUUAUGUUGACUCAUUCUGCUGGGGUUAUUAAACUUCUGACCUGUCCAAACAAAUUCUUUUUUUAAUAAAAGCCACUACCAUGCACAUUA